This is a messenger RNA of Meloidogyne enterolobii, 672 nucleotides long. NCBI's taxonomy places the organism in Eukaryota, Metazoa, Nematoda, Chromadorea, Rhabditida, Meloidogynidae. The record is from the annotation of a GenBank genome assembly.
AUGUUGUUUUUAUUAUUUAUGAUUUUUCUAUUUUCUCCAUUAUUUAAUGGAAUGGAUCAAAAUAAUCACUGGAAUGCUUGUUGCUCUUCAUGUUGGAAUGGUUUCGUCGAAAAUAUAUGCCCACAAAAUUGUUGGGACAUCCAUCUUGGAGAAUGCAUAAAUAUUUGCUGGAAUAAUUUCUGUAAUUAUUGCAAUAGCUUUUUUGGGAAUCAAAAUGCAAAUCAAUCUGAUGAUCAUUAUGAAGAAGAGGAACGUGAAGCAGAUCAUGAUGGAGAUGGAUCUGAAUGUGAAGUUCAAGAAGAUAAUCCAGAUAUAGAGGGACAGUGGGAAGAAGGGUAUGAAGGCUAUUUUCAUGAAGGGCUUCCUGAUAAUGAAACCGAGUGGGAAGAAAUGCAUUCAGCUUUACAAGAACCUUCUACAUCGCAAGGACAAACAAGCCAUUAUCAUUAUGAUGAAGAAGAAGAAGAAUGUGAAGCAGAAUAUGAAGAGGAUGAAACCGAAGGCAGAGUUCGAGAAUAUGAUAAUACUGAAGGAGUGUGGCAUGAAAUGCCUUCUACAUCGCAAGGACAAACAACCCAUCAUUAUGAUAAUUGGGAUGAUGAUGUUUCACAGUAUAACCCUGACAUACAUAUUCAAUUUGAAGGAAUGAAUAUAGGAGGUAAAAUUUUAUAA